Molecule: messenger RNA, 246 nt
Organism: Purpureocillium takamizusanense
Lineage: Eukaryota; Fungi; Ascomycota; Sordariomycetes; Hypocreales; Ophiocordycipitaceae
Gene: ASL3
Product: 2-oxoglutarate-dependent dioxygenase asL3
Exons: 1
Coding region: 1-246 (81 amino acids)
Source: RefSeq, a predicted model, not a curated record
AUGGGAGACAUGAUGGAAAAGUACACGGCCGGCUAUUACCGUAGCGCCCGUCAUCGCGUCCUCACCAACAGGGACAAGCACCGGCACAGCAUUGCUUUCUUUCUCAACGGGAAUAUGAAGCUGAGUGCCAAGGCGCUGGAUGGUUCUGGCGCUGAGACGGUGGUGGGUGACCAUAUCCGGCAGCGCCUCAUAGAGACCAUGGGCGAUACGGGCAAGCUGUUGAAGCGGGAGGAGACCUCCGCAUAG